Messenger RNA from Asterias rubens (European starfish), 2134 nucleotides. RefSeq names its product Bardet-Biedl syndrome 1 protein-like. Bases 319 to 2124 code for a protein of 601 amino acids. The transcript has 15 exons. Gene Ontology annotation, cellular component: axoneme; centrosome; BBSome. NCBI's taxonomy places the organism in Eukaryota, Metazoa, Echinodermata, Asteroidea, Forcipulatida, Asteriidae. Gene Ontology annotation, molecular function: patched binding; smoothened binding. The record is from RefSeq and is a predicted model, not a curated record. Gene Ontology annotation, biological process: protein localization to cilium; non-motile cilium assembly.
UCUUUUGUUGGUUGCUUUGUAUUCAUACCAUAUUGUACCAAAUGUUGGAAUGUGUAAAGUGGUAUAAAACAUCGGUGCGCAGAGAGUGGGGCGUUGGUCACAGUUUUAUUUUUGAGGAGAAGCCCUGUCUUUUCUGUGAGUCUACUUUGGUUCGCCUCCCGGGAGCCCGAGACGGUCCCGGCGUGCAUCGCUCUCAAAUCCCAUGUGUCCUCAAACGUACUGUAAACUGGAGACCAGACAUCAUACAUUCCAGUGCACUCAAUGGAAAGCUUUUUCGUUGUUAUGCAGUGAGUUAUUCAUGUAGAAACAGCUGCCAAAAUGACUGCAGAAGUCGACAACAGUUCUCAAAUGACCUCACAACUGUCAAAUAGUGAUGGCAGUGCACAUGAAGGUAAUUCCAAAUGGUUAGAUGCCCACUAUGAUCCUGUGGCUAAUCUCUACACCUUCUCAUCUUGCAUGACCUUUUCCGACAUAAAUGGAGACGGUGAAAACAAGUUGGUGAUUGCUGAUUUGGGUACCGGCUCAUAUAACAUGAAACUCAAGGUAUACAAGGGUACCAGUAUCAUGAGUGAGAAUACCAUCAUUGAGUUACCAACAGGCGUCAGUACAUUCUUCAUGGACACCAAUGAACCAAGAGUACCAGCCAUUGCGGUUGCUUCGGGACCAUAUCUCUAUGUGUACAAGAACCUACGACCAUAUUUUAAGUUCACUCUACCACCAUUGGAUGUGAACCCGGUGGAACAAGACCUAUGGAACCAGGCUAAAGAGGACAAGAUUGACGUGACGGUACUCCGAGAGAUGUUAGAUAGUAUAAGAAGAGAAGGGAACGAAGGAGCGCUAACGGUCAGAUCUCUCAGGUAUUUAAUGCUACAAGACAAGGAACAAAUGGAGACCUUUGCUCAACUGCAUAAACAGACUGCCAUUAAGAGACAGACGGUGAUAACAUGUCUGGAUAUCUUGAAGAAGUCGUCAGCGGAAGAGGAUGGCAUCAGUUGCAUUGUGGUCGGUACAGAGAGUAAAGAAGUGUACAUCUUAGAUCCAGAAGCAUUCACAAUCUUAGCUAAGAUGUCUAUUCAGAGUGUGCCUGUAUUCAUGAGCGUCAGUGGCUUAUAUGAUGUAGAGUAUCGCAUCAUUGUAUCCUGUCGAAAUGGCAACAUUUAUUCACUCAAAAGAGGAAUGAAGAUGGCUAAACACUGUGUGGAAUUGAACAGUCAACCCGUUGGUUUGGAGAGAGUGGGCAAGAAUAUUGUGGUUGGAUGUAUGGAUCAAACUCUGCAAUGUUUUACUAUCAAGGGUAAGAAGCUUUGGUGUGUAUACCUCUCAUCCAGUAUUACAACAAUGGCCAUCAUGGACCAUAAACAGAAAGGCUUCAAGGCGGUCAUGGUGGCACUCAACAAUGGUGAAGUUCAAUUCUAUCGGGAAAAGUAUCUCAUCAACACAAUCAAAUGUGAUGAUGUGAUAACUGGACUUCAAUAUGGACGCUUUGGCCGAGAAGACUCCACCCUAGUUCUAACCACAAGGAGAGGAAGUCUACUCAUCAAGAUUCUUAAACGAAGCGCCAUGUUUGAAGACAAAGAUCUGGCCAGGGGUCCACCUCCUUCCCAAGCACAUAAACUCAAUGUACCUAAGAAGACUAAGGUGUUUGUUGACCAGACUAUGCGAGAAAGGGAGAAUGGGAUAUCUAUGCAUCGUAUGUUUCAGCAUGAUCUGUACCGUCUAAGGCUCAAUACAGCAAGGUCGUUUGUUAAAGCUCUUGAUAACAGCUUGACACCAAUCUCAUCUAAUCCUGCUGAACCGCUGAAACUCUCUGCUCAGAUUCAAGGUAUAGGACCAACGUUCAAGUUAACAGUAAAUCUUCAGAAUACAUCCCUUAAUCUACCGUCCAUGCAGCUUCUUAUAACGUUCUUCUAUGAUGAGAAACUCUACUCACUACAGAAGACUAUGAUUGAUGUCCCCAUGCUUGUGCCAGGACUUAAUUACUCCUUCGAGACUCUGGUGGAGUGUUUGAGUGAUAAGGGAAUCUCAGAUGUAAUCAAGGUAUUUGUGUUGAAACAAGGAAAGACUAGUCCUGUAAUUACAGCCAUUAUCAACAUGCCAGUUAGUGAAACAAUGGUGGUUGUCUAGUUUGAGGGAU